GGCGUCAGUGUGGAGUAUCUGGGUUUUUCUUCUUCUCUGGUGAUUUGUCGUGUGUGCUCAACCUUGAUGGAGUUACCGUACACGUGAAAUCAAAUGUCUGAUCCGCGUGUUUGAUAUCGUCACAGCACAGAUGGCGAGGUAUCUGGCUCAGAUUAUUGUGAUGGGGGCUCAGGUGGUCGGGCGAGCUUUCGCACGAGCUCUGCGUCAAGAAUUUGCAGCGAGUCAGGCGGCUGCUCAGGCCAGAGGUCAAGCAGGCAGACAUUCUGCGGCUGCGUCCAGCUUCACGGGUAUGACGGUACAAGAAGCCCAACAGAUACUGAACAUCUCCACAUUAACACCGGAGGAGAUACAGAAGAAUUAUGAGCAUCUGUUUAAAGCCAAUGAUAAAGCUGUGGGCGGCUCACUCUAUCUUCAGUCUAAGGUGGUGAGAGCUAAAGAGCGUCUGGAUGAAGAACUGUCCAUUCAACAACAACACCAAUCAAAACCAUCAGACCAAGAGCAGCAAACAUAACCCCCCGACCAACAAACAUAGGCCUCACCAACCUCCCCCCAACUGUAAUUAUGACCCAGAACCUCAAUAAAGUGUUUUCUUUUUGUACAUUAGAA
Triplophysa rosa is the source of this 606-nucleotide messenger RNA. RefSeq names its product presequence translocase associated motor 16 (gene pam16). Gene Ontology annotation, biological process: protein import into mitochondrial matrix. The transcript is spliced from 5 exons. NCBI's taxonomy places the organism in Eukaryota, Metazoa, Chordata, Actinopteri, Cypriniformes, Nemacheilidae. The coding region runs from base 131 to 511 and encodes 126 amino acids. The record is from RefSeq and is a predicted model, not a curated record. Gene Ontology annotation, cellular component: TIM23 mitochondrial import inner membrane translocase complex.